AUGGAAGAGUUCCGGCGCGCCUACAGCCGGCUGUGCCGGGAGCACGGCGCCGAGCCCCAGGAGGCGGUGCUGCGGCAGCUGCAGGAGCCCCACAGGGGCCGGCUGGACCUGGCCGCGCGGAGCCUGACGGCCGACACCUGCGGGGCCCUGGGUCGGCUGCUGCCCAGCCAGGCGUUGUUCACCGAGCUGGUACUCAGAGACUGCAUGCUGAGCGAGGCAGGCACCAGGCUACUGCUCCAGGGCCUCUGCUCCAACACCGUCGUGCGGCUCCUGGACCUGAAGGGCAACAAUCUCUGUGCCGUGGGGGCUGAGGUCCUGGGCAAACUCCUUCGGCAGAAUAAGUCCAUCCAGAGCCUCAACCUGGAGUGGAACAGCUUGGGCGCGUGGGAGGAGGCCUUCGCCACCUUCUGCAUGGGCCUCGGGGCCAAUGAGGCCCUGCGGCAGCUGGACCUCCGCAACAACCAGGUCAACCACAGAGGGGCCGAGGAGCUGGCCCUGGCCCUGAACAGCAACUCCAGCCUACAGCAGCUGGACCUGCGCUGGAACAGCAUUGGUCUCCUGGGGGGACGGGCCCUGCUGAGUAGUCUCCCCAGCAACAGAACCCUGUGGAGGCUGGAGCUGGCCGGAAACAACAUCCCUGGUGAUGUCCUCAAAGCCGUGGAGCAGGCCGUGCACCGUAACCGGGACCGGCAGGUGGCCUUGCGGGAGAGCCAGGAGCGCACCCAUGUGCUAAGCAAGGAGAUUCGCAACCUGCAGGAGGAGAAAUCCAAGCAGUUCCUGGACUUGAUGGAGACCAUUGACAAGCAGCGAGAGGAGAUAGCCCAGAGCAACAGGACUUCAGCCACCCGCGUGGGCCAGCUGCAGGAUGCCCUGAAAGAGAGGCACUCCAUCGUCAACGCGCUAAAGGCCAAACUGCAGAUGACAGAGGCUGCCCUGGCGCUGUCGGAGCACAAGACCCGGGACCUGGGCGAGCUCCUGGCUGCUUCUGAGCAGGAGCGGCUCGGUCUGUCACACAAGCAGGCAGAGGAGCGGAGGCUGGAGCAGCAGGAAGCCUCCGCGCGAGAGUCUAAGCUCCUUCGGGACUUGUCUGCUGCCAACGAGAAGAACCUGUUGCUGCGGAACCAGGUGGAAGACUUGGAGCAGAACGUAAAGUCCCAGCAGGAGCGGCUGUUCCUGGCCAAGCAAGAGCUGACCAACACGGUGGCUGAGCUGAAGCUGCGGGUUGUCCAGGCUGAGGAGCGCCUGGACGUGGAGAAGAGGAGGUUCAAGCAGAGCCUGGAGGAUUCAGAGCAGCUGCGUGUCAGAGAGGUGGAGCACAUGGCCCGGCAUGUGGAGGAGAGUGAGCGGGCCCUGCAGGAGCGGGUGCAGAGGCUGGAGGCCACAAGACUGACCUUGGAGGAGGACCUGAGCCGUGUGAAGGCAGCCGCACUCAGCGAGCGAGGGCAGGUUGAGGAAGAGCUCGUUAAGGCCAAGACCCAAGUUCGCCUGGAGGAGCAACAGCGCCUGGCCCACCUGGAGGAGAAGCUGCGGCUGUUGGCACAGGCUCGGGAUGAGGCCCAGAAUGCUUGCCUGCAGCAGAAGCAGGUGAUGGCCGACGCCCAGGCACGGGCCAGCCAGCUCAGCCUGCAGGUGGAUGGCCUGCAGCGGCGCCUACAAGAGUUACAGCAGGAGCUGAGCCGCAAGGACCAGGAGAAAGUGGCGGAGGUGACCCGGGUGCGGCUCGAGCUGCAGGAGCAGACGGGGCACCUGCAGGCCCAGCUCACGGCACAGGAGGGGCUCAGGGAGAAGGUGGCUGCCCUGGAGCGCCAGCUGAAAGUCAUCUCAAGUGACCACCGGGAGGCGCUGCUGGACAAGGAGAGCGAGAACGCCUCCCUGCGGGAGAAGCUUCGCCUCAAGGAGGCGGAGAUCGCGCGCAUCCGCGAGGACGAGGCCCAGAGGGCCAGCUGUCUGCAUAACGCUGUCCUGGCUUACGUACAGGGGGCGCCCCUACGGGCCCUGAGUCCUCAGAAGUGA
Messenger RNA from Orycteropus afer afer, 2013 nucleotides. RefSeq names its product leucine rich repeat containing 45 (gene LRRC45). Bases 1 to 2013 code for a protein of 670 amino acids. The transcript is spliced from 17 exons. NCBI's taxonomy places the organism in Eukaryota, Metazoa, Chordata, Mammalia, Tubulidentata, Orycteropodidae. Gene Ontology annotation, cellular component: centrosome. Gene Ontology annotation, molecular function: protein binding. The record is from RefSeq and is a predicted model, not a curated record.